AUGGAGCUGCCUCCGCUUACCAUGGAGCAGCUCUCGCAGCUAGUGGCCUCCAAUGCUCCACCAUCACAACUCUUCGCAGCCUUAUCGCGGUAUGAGCAAGAAGCAUGUCUCAUGUGGGCACGCAGUGGUAAUCCUGAGGCAGGCAGAGGUGAUCCUGCGCUCUUGGGCCUGUUCUAUUCAAGCUUCUUUUUCGUCCACCUUCUUACCGACCAAGUAUCCGAAGCCCGCGCGUUGACGAAACGAAUGCCAGAACCCCUGCUCCACCACGAUCCUUCACUACAGAAUUGCCUGGCUUUACUUCGAGCGGUAUGGCAGGCUCAGCAUGGCCAGGUUUAUGAGAUCCUCCGAGCGCUACCAUGGCCAGAAGCUUUGCAGCCACUGGUCAAGAGAUUUGAGAGUUUCUUCCAAGAUAAAACCUUGAUCGCAGUGAGCACGUCUUAUGAAGCUAUACGGCUAGCUACAGCAGCGAACUAUCUUGGCCUCGACCCACAGCUUGCCGAACGAGAUGACCCGAAUACAAUCUCAAACUUUACGAAGUUUGGAUGGAUAUGGGACCAGGAAACAAAGUUGCUGCAUCCCAAGCCGAUCGUCGCAACACCACCCACGGGCAAUCAAUCAUCCAAUGGCAUUCGCGAAGCAAUGGCAAUGCUCGGGACUCGUGCCAGUUGA
Penicillium bovifimosum is the source of this 669-nucleotide messenger RNA. Its product is annotated as CSN8/PSMD8/EIF3K family protein. Gene Ontology annotation, biological process: COP9 signalosome assembly; protein deneddylation. Bases 1 to 669 code for a protein of 222 amino acids. NCBI's taxonomy places the organism in Eukaryota, Fungi, Ascomycota, Eurotiomycetes, Eurotiales, Aspergillaceae. The transcript has 3 exons. The record is from RefSeq and is a predicted model, not a curated record. Gene Ontology annotation, cellular component: COP9 signalosome.